This is a messenger RNA of Laetiporus sulphureus 93-53, 727 nucleotides long. RefSeq lists its product as uncharacterized. NCBI's taxonomy places the organism in Eukaryota, Fungi, Basidiomycota, Agaricomycetes, Polyporales, Laetiporaceae. The record is from RefSeq and is a predicted model, not a curated record. The transcript has 2 exons. Bases 164 to 616 code for a protein of 150 amino acids.
CUGUUGGCGAGCCUUCGUACCCCCUCCAACAUGACUACUGCAUCCUAAUACCUGCGGAAGGAUACGAGCCCUCUCUGAGCUAGGCUUGCUGAGAAAUCAUUUCUUUGCUGGUCAGACCAAGCCGGAUAUCUCGACAUGCGUGUCCUGCCUCCCACGAGUUUGGAUGCACAGCCGGUCACAGGAUCGUUCACUGCUAGGAUUCCAUCGUACAGGUACACUAUCAUGCAGAUUCUUCUCGUGCCAAGGUACCUUCCACAUCCUGGGACGGUGCAGCAGUGCAUGUCUCGACGAGCAGAAGGCACACGUCGUCAAGCCUGGGAGCAUCGAUCCGCCUCACUUCACAUUCUCUCGGACGUCCGCGCAAUGUGCCAUGGAGUUGCGUCUACUUUGUGUCUAUUGGCACCUCUUGAGAGCACCAACAGCAUUGAUGGUCCACGUACACUCGCUCUCAAUCAUCUUCCAAGCGCGAGCUCGAGGCUCACUGUGGUCAUCAGGUAUGUGUCCGUCCAGCGUAGACCCUCGACAAGGCUCUUUAUAUGACAGCGGAUACGCGAUAUAUCAUUUCUUUGUGUUAUGGUCGCGGCUUGUCCACGUUGUGUACUUACUGGUGGAAUAGCCCUGGCUUGUCUGCAUAUAUAUCGACCUUCAUUGCUUAUGGAAUGUAUUACCGCAGAAGAAAAACGAGCAUGCGCGUAUAACGUAUAUAUUGCCUUGCCUGAAAGCAUGA